Messenger RNA from Camelina sativa (false flax), 396 nucleotides. The record is from RefSeq and is a predicted model, not a curated record. Lineage: Eukaryota; Viridiplantae; Streptophyta; Magnoliopsida; Brassicales; Brassicaceae.
AUGUACUGUAGCCAACUAGUUGCUGUGACUACAGUGGUACUGAAGCUGAAUUGCUCAUGUGAUGGCUGUAUCAAGAGGAUUUACAAGACUAUCCGUAACACCAAAGGAGUGUAUCAGGUCAAAAUGGACAAGGAGAAGGAAACGGUAACAGUCAUGGGGGCGAUGGAUGUUAAGAAUGUGACAGAGGAUGUGAAACGUAAGCUGAAGAAAACAGUCCACGUCGUGCCUGAGAAGAAGAAGAAAGAGAAAGACAAUGCAGAGGGAAUCACCAAAGUCGGGUCUCCGUUUCUACCUUGUUAUGGUUGCACUCAUGGGUUUGGGCCUUACCGGUUCCCAGAAGGCCCAAUGACUGGUUUUUUCAGUGAGGAGGAUCAGAGCUUUUGCAGCGUUAUGUGA